CAUAACAUCAUCCGGGUCUCUAGGUGGGAAGAAGCAAAGAGGAAACAUCAGGAUCCCAAACUCUGAAGAACCAGAGUGUUUAUUAUAUGUUACACGUUCUGUAUUCUCACUGAUUACUGAAGAUGGACACGGACAAGAUUCAGAAGAUGGAGAGGAUAAUAAAUCUCUCCCUGAAGAUCAUCUACCUGCUGACUGGGGAGGAAUACACAGUAGUGAGGAAGACAUCUGGCGGGUAUGAGACAACCAGCAGUCGCCCCCUUUUGUCAGGAGGACUAAGCAGGACCCAGAGCCCCAUCCCGGUGCCUCCAUUUUACUCACUGAUACAUGAGAGAGACAAUGACCAGGAGAUCCUGGAACUCACUAACAAGAUCAUUCAGCUGCUGACUGAAGAGGAGGGGGAGUAUAUAGAGGAACACAGGUGUCUGUACAAGGACGUGAUGAUGGAGAAUCACUGGCCACUCACAUCACUGGAUGGGCCCAGUAACAGAGAUACCCCAGAGAGAUGUCCCCAUCCUCUGUAUUCCCAGGAUUGUACAGAGGAGAAUCACAGGAUCCCACAGGAGGAUCAGAGUGAAGAUCUGAUGGAUUUUAAUGGAGAAGAUAUAGAGGGAGAAGAAGAGACAUAUGUGAGGGGUGAUCAGCAGUGUAAAGAGGGGAAGAUCCCUACAGAUAUCAGCACAGCAGAUGGAUGUAGCACCUGGAAUGUCUCAGAGGUUCCUCUUGUUUUAUCUCCAGAUGGUGAAAUAGAAGAUAAAAACAUCACCCAAGACUUUACAGAAGAAAUCUCACUUACCCCAUUUAUACAUCCGGCACAUCACCGUACAGAUAUGUCACCUGAUCCCUCUGAUCAUGGGGAAUGUGCUCCUGAUAACUCUGAUGCAUCUGUUACAGCUCAUACAGUAGAUACAGUGUUUCCCUCUACUAUAGAUGCCAAAUGUUUUACACAGAACACAGAGUCUGUUACCCAUCAGCCAGGAGAGAAGCCAUUUCCAUGUUCUGAGUGUGGGAAAUGUUUUACAGAGAAAUCACAUCUUGUUACACAUCAGAGAAGUCACACAGGUGAGAAGCCAUUUCCAUGUUCUGAAUGUGGGAAAUGUUUUACACACAAAUCAGAUCUUGUAAGACACAGGAGAAGUCACACAGGUGAGGGAGUAUUUCUGUGUUCUGAGUGUGGGAAAUGUUUUAUACAGAAAUCAUAUCUUGUUACACAUCAGAGAAGUCACACAGGUGAGAGGCCAUUUCCAUGUUCUGAGUGUGGGAAAUGUUUUACACAGAAAUCACAUCUUGGUAGACAUCAGAGAAUUCACACAGGUGAGAAAAUAUUUCCAUGUUCUGAAUGUGGGAAAUGUUUUAGAGAGAAAUCAUAUCUUGUAAAACACAGGAGAAGUCACACAGGUGAGGGGGUAUUUCCGUGUUCUGAGUGUGGGAAAUGUUUUGUACAGAAAUCAGCUCUUGUUACACAUCAGAGAAUUCACACAGGUGAGACGCCAUUUCCAUGUACUGAGUGUGAGAAAUGUUUUGUUCAGAAAUCAGAUCUUGUUUCACAUCAGAGAAUUCACACAGGUGAGAAGCCAUUUCCAUGUACUGAGUGUGGGAAAUGUUUUAGCGAUAAAUCAUAUCUUGUUAAACAUCAGAAAAGUCACACAGGUGAGAAGCCAUUUCCAUGUACUGAGUGUGAGAAAUGUUUUGUACAGAAAUCCGAUCUUGUUUCACAUCAGAGAAGUCACACAGGUGAGAAGCCAUUUCCAUGCCCUGAGUGUGAGAAAUGUUUUACACAGCAAUCAAAUCUUGUUACACAUCAGAGAAGUCACACAGGUGAGAGGCCAUUUCUAUGUACUGAGUGUGGGAAAUGUUUUGCACACAAAUCAGAUCUUAUUAAACAUGAGAGAAGUCACACAGGUUAUCAUCCCCAAACAGAUGGCCAAACAGCGAUCGUGAACCAAGACUUGGAGACUUUCUUACGUUUAUUUAUGUCUUCUCAAGACGAUUGGCUGGACUAUCUCCCAUUUGCUGAGUUUGCCCAUAACAACCUCUACCAUUUUGCUACAAAAUCCUCUCCAUUCUACAUAAAUUACGGUUAUCAUCCAAGAGUACUUGACUUUCAACUUUUACCUUUGCUUGAGGUUCCUGCCACAGAGUUAGCACUUCGACAGUUCACCAGAACUUGGAAGCAAGUUCACGAGGCUGUGCGUAAGACGUCCAAGAGGUAUAAAACUUAUGCAGAUUUAAAACUAAAAGCUGUACCGAACCUUAAAGUGGGAGAUCGAGUUUGGGUUUCCACACGUAACCUGAGGCUGAAGGCACCUACUAAGAAGUUUGCUCCCAGGUUUAUUGGGCCAUAUCCAAUCGAGAAAGUAUUAAAUCCAGUGGCUUACAAGGAUAAGGAGAAGCUGGCUGCUCAUGGCAGGGGAAAAGCCAGGGGCAGACUCCCUCUACAGAUGUGGAAGAAGCACCCUGACCCUACAGUCCAACAGGAAGACAAAAUUAUAGAGCCCCCUGUGCCCCAUAACAACAUCCGGGUCUCUAGGUGGGAAGGAGCAGAGAGGAGACACCAGGAGGGGGAGCACAGGGGUCUGUACAAGGACGUGAUGAUGGAGAAUCACCGGCCCCUCACAUCACUGGCUAAGAGGAGACUGUCAUGUAUUGUACAGGGGAGAGCAGAUGGACCCAGUAACAGAGAUACCCCAGAGAGAUGUCUCCGUCCUCUGUAUUCCCAAGAUUGUACAGAGGAGAAUCACAGGAUCCCACAGGAGGAUCAAGGUGAAGAGCUUACUGAUAUAAAGGUAGAAGAGAUAGAGGGAGAAGAUUCAUAUGUGACUGAUAAUAAAGCAGAAGGUACAGAGAGAGAAGAAGAGACGUAUGUGACUGAUAUGAAGGCAGAAGAUGUAGAGGGAGAAGAAGAGACAUAUGUGACUGAUAUAAAGGCAGAAGGUACAGAGAGAGAAGAUGAGACGUAUGUGACUGAUAUGAAGGCAGAAGAUAUAGAGGGAGAAGAAGAGACAUAUGUGACUGAUAUAAAGGCAGAAGAUACAAAGGGAGAAGAAGAGAUGUAUGUGACUGAUAUGAAGGCAGAAGAUAUACAGGGAGAAGAAGAGACGUAUGUGAGGGGUGAUCAGCAGUGUAAGGAGGAGGAGAUCCCUACAGAUAUCAGCACAGGAGAUGGAUGCAGCAGCCGGAAUGUCUCAGAGGAUCCUCUCACUUUAUUUCCAGAUGGUGAAAUAGAAGAAAAAUAUGUCACCCAAGAUUCUACGGAAGAAAUCCUUCUUACACCAGUUAUACACCUGGCACAUCACCGUGCAGAUAUAUUACCUGAUCCCUCUGAUCAUGGGGAAUGUUCCCCUGAUCACUCUGAUAUUGGUGCAUCUGUUACAGCUCUAACAGUAGAUAAAAUAUUUCCCUGUUCUAUAGAAGCCAAAUGUUUUACUCAGAACACAAAGCUUAUUACCCAUCAGCCAGCUAAGGUAGAUGUGAGGCCAUAUGCAUGUCCUGAGUGUGGGAAAUGUUUUACAGUGAAAUCAUCUAUUGUUAGACAUCUGAGAAAUCACACAGGUGAGAAGCCAUAUUCAUGCUCUGAGUGUGGGAAAUGUUUUGCACAGAAAUCAGUUCUUGUUUUACAUGAGAGAAGUCACACAGGUGAGAGGCCAUAUUCAUGCUGUGAGUGUGGGAAACGUUUUACACAGAAAUCAGUUCUUGUUUUACAUGAGAGAAGUCACACAGGUGAGAAGCCAUAUUCAUGUGCUGAGUGUGGGAAAUGUUUUACACAGAAAUCGUAUCUUGUUACACAUCAGAGAAGUCAUACAGGCGAAAAGCCAUUUCCGUGUUCUGAGUGUGGGAAAUGUUUUACUCUAAAAUCAAAUCUUGUUACACAUCAGAGAAGUCACACAGGUGAAAAGCGAUUUCCAUGUUCUGAGUGUGGGAAAUGUUUUACACAUAAGUCAUUUCUUGUUAGACAUCAGAGAAAACACACAGGAGAGAGGGCAUUUCCAUGUCCUGAGUGUGGGAAAUGUUUUCCACAGAAAGCAUAUCUUAUUAGACAUCAGAGAAGUCACACAGGUGAGAGACUAUUUCCAUGUUCUGAAUGUGGGAAAUAUUUUACACAGAAAUCACAUCUUAUUAAACAUCAGAGAAGUCACACGGGUGAGAAGCCAUUUCCAUGUUCUGAGUGUGGGAAAUGUUUUAGACAGAAAUCAAUUCUUGUUAUACAUCAGAGAUGUCACACAGGUGAGAAACCAUUUCCAUGUUCUGCGUGUGGGAAAUGUUUUAGACAGAAAUCACAUCUUGCUGUACAUCAGAGAAGUCACACGGGUGAGAAGCCAUUUCCAUGUCCUGAGUAAGUGGAGUUACUCAGGUGGUACUUUGUGUGUUUGCAAGUGAGAAUAUUUUAUCCAAAAAAAUAAACAUCAGUAAGCAUAGUAUAUUUCAUGUCACAGGCUAUUUAUUGACCUAAUAUAAUAAUUAUUAGUUACUGUUUUGUCAAAUUAGAUUUUAUCAUUUUUUUUUUUUAAGUAAGCCUAAAGCUGGGCAUACACUAUACAAUUAUCUGGUAGAUUAUCUGCCAGAUCUGGCUGAUUGGAAUUAAAAUCUGGUAAUGAAUGAGAGCAAAUGACAAUCGAUCAUUUGCUCCCACACACUGGAAAAUGGACAAAACCUGUCGUUUAGACAAAUUGGUUAAAUCCAUGAUUUGUCAGUGGCUCACAUCCAAAUAUGUCCCACAUAACGUAAAAAAAAAUAUUAUAUAUAUAUAUAUAGUGGUGCUUGAAAGUUUGUGAAGCCUUCAGUAUUUUCUAUAUUUCUGCUGAAAUUUGACCUAAAACUAUCUCAGAUUUUCACACAAGUCUUUUCAUCCUGUCAACCUAAACCCAUGUCCCACCAUUUCACUGUUCAUCUUUUGUUUCUGUUGACCUUUACAUCCUAUUGAUCUAUUGACUGUCAAUCUAUUCACUGUCUAGUUAUAUACUGUUGAUCUGUUAAUCCACACCCUGCAAUUUCAUUUUAGAUGACAAUUGUUUUUUUUAGGCUUUGUUAAACCAUGCAUGAUAGUGUCUACUAUUGUACUGUAAAUGAUCAUUAGUAUUUAUUACAUAUAAUUUGAAAUUAUUUUCAAUGGCAAAUGUUAUGUCCAAAAAAUGUAUUUGUGAAAAAUAAAAUGUGUAAAUAUUAGACUGUUUUUAUUUAAAUGAUCUAUAAAUUCUCGUGCCAAAUAACCCGUAUUCCAAUUAAUAAAUAAACCCUACCCUUUGAUCCUAGUCCAUUCAAUGACUAUAUACCUACAAUCAACAUCAAGCAGGAGUGUAGUCAAGUGCACUUCAUUUACAACAAGAUGUUGGAUAUAUCAGAAGACAGCUGAAAAUAUAUUUUCGAUGGGCUAUUAUUUAAUUUGGCACAAUUAUUUUUUACUCGAAUCUACAUUUUAUUUAUAAUCACCGGGGAUGGCUAUGGGGUCCAGGUUCACGCCAAGUUUUGUGAAUCUCUAUAUGGGCCAUUUUGAAGAUGUAAAAAUUUGGGAUGGACGUAUACAAAAAAUUCAUUUGACUGGUGCAAUUAUUCAUAAUUAGUCAAAGCUCCACUUUGUGUCAAAAAUGCAAUGGAUACUUCAAUUUACAAAUGUGUUACAUACAAAAAACAACAAAUA
Molecule: messenger RNA, 5632 nt
Organism: Pseudophryne corroboree (corroboree frog)
Lineage: Eukaryota; Metazoa; Chordata; Amphibia; Anura; Myobatrachidae
Exons: 14
Coding region: 123-4334 (1403 amino acids)
Source: RefSeq, a predicted model, not a curated record